UGCCAAAUUUUAGGGUUCUAGGAGAAUAGAAACGAAUGAAGCGCGCGAGAAGCUCCGAUGAAGAGGAGGAAGAGGAGGAGGAGGAUGACGACGACGAUGAAAUGGACGAGGAGGAGAUCGCGCUGAUCCAAGAGCGAGCGUACCAGGACUGCAUUGGUGAGGUGAGGGAGCUCGUCGGGCCAGAAGCUACGAAUUUGCUUCGCGACACGACGAAGAGAAUCUGCGCUGUUUGCCCGACGAGGACGGAGUUCACUGGCUGGAGAGGGCUCAUCGCUCACGCCGAGACGAUCCGGGACCGGAAGAAGUUUGUGAAUCGGCACCGAGGCUACUAUCGAGCUCUGGUGGAAGUGCUGUCGCCAAAUUCAAGGAUGCACGGCACGACGCCAACUCCGGCCCAGAAAAUGAAGCACGAAGUGAGCAAGGAGAAGCUGCGAUCGUUCAAGAUCGAGGAGAAGAAAGAACUCGUCGCCAGCAGCAGGAGUGCCAUCGAAGCCGCGCUAAACGAAGCCACGCAAAGCUUGGAAACCGAUAGAGCUCGAAGGGAAGAAAUGCAACGACGCUUCGCACAAGAGAUUUCUCGACUGGACGAAGAUUUCGAGAAGAGAAUGAGACGGCAGCAGGCUGAGUUUGAAAAGGUGAACUUGAUGCUGCGAGAGAAGCUUGAUUUCCAGGACUCCAAGACCGAGAAGGAGAAGAUGGAUCAUCUCGAAUACUUGCAACGGCUGCGAGCUAAAGAAUCAAGGAACGCACAAGAGACCGCCUUGAAGCUCCAGGCCAUGGAAAACAAAAAGCAGCAGUUUGAAGCCUCGGUAAGAGAGGCCGAGGAGAAGUUUAGGCAGGAACACGAUAGCUUGGAGAUGGAUCUAAUCGAGCGUGAGAGCAAGGAAAUCCUGGAACUCCAGAUGCAAUUCGAGAAGGAGAUUGCAGAAGCAAUGAAAGAGUCUUCCAACACACCAGUCGCUGCCGCUCCUCCUUCCAGUGACAAGAAGGACGAAUGCUCGCACUGUUUGGAGGAUUUCGAGAACUGUGGCACAAGGGCGUUGCUGAUUCCUUGUGGACAUGCUCUCAUGUGCAUGGAAUGCGCCAAGAAAGUCCAACAAGAGCACAAAAGCUGUCCUCACUGCCGGGCUCCAAUCGAGCAAGUCCACAAGUUUUACAAGUAAGCUUUUGAAAGACAAGCCCUUUAUUCACUGAAGAAAAACUGUCAAAACUUUCCACUUGCAAAAAUCCUUGGUUAUUCACAUGUAUACAA
Selaginella moellendorffii is the source of this 1252-nucleotide messenger RNA. RefSeq names its product stress response protein NST1-like. Bases 36 to 1163 code for a protein of 375 amino acids. The transcript is spliced from 6 exons. The record is from RefSeq and is a predicted model, not a curated record. Lineage: Eukaryota; Viridiplantae; Streptophyta; Lycopodiopsida; Selaginellales; Selaginellaceae.